UUAGCAACAGAACCUCGGCUAUAUAAGGAACAGACAGCGCAGGUCUCAGUCGCUGUGAAAGCCAUACACCCCUCCACCUGGCGCACACACAUACCCACACACACGCCUGCAGAUCCAGCACCGUCCUAUUCAUUCUAGCGCACAUCCUCUGACCGGAUGAGUUACCCGUUGGACACGAUAGGAAGUCCCUUCAGGAGAGUUAUGGAUACCAGAACAACCAGUUACGGCUACGGCCGCCCCGCCGGCACCCCUUCCAGCGGUUUUCGCUCCCAGUCCUGGUCCCGGGCAAGCCCGGGCUCCACCCUGACCACGUCCUAUAAGAGGAGCGUCAACGUGCCGGUGUCCCGAGCCUACAACCCCACGGUGCUCUCCUCAGCCGACAGCGUUGAUUACAGUCAGACCUCCAUCCUUAACGGUGACUACAAGCGAUCUAAUGAGAAGGAGCAACUUCAGGGGCUCAACGACCGCUUCGCUGUUUAUAUCGACAAGGUGCACUACCUGGAGCAGCAGAACAAGCAGAUCGAGGCGGAGAUCCAGGCACUGCGGCAGAAGCAGGUGUCACGCUCCCAGCUGGACGACCUCUAUGACGAGGAGCUGAAGGAGCUGCGCUCCGUGCUGGAGCAAAUCCACCGGGACAAGGCGCAGAUCCAGCUGGACACCGACCACAUCGAGGAGGACAUCCAGCGGCUCAGGGACCGCUUCGAGGAGGAAGCCCGGAUCCGCGAAGAGACAGAAGCCAUAAUCCGCGUCCUGAAGAAGGACACCGGCGACUCGGAGUUGAUGAAGUCCGAGUUGGAGAAGAAAGUUCAGUCGCUGCAGGAUGAGAUCGCUUUCAUUCGCAACAACCACGAGGAGGAGGUGAGCGAUCUCAUCGCGCAGAUCCAGGCGUCUCAGGUGACCGUGGAGAGGAAGGACCUCCAGAAGGCGGACAUCACCGAGGCUCUCCGAGAGAUCCGCUGCGAGCUUGAGGGCCACUCCAACCAGAACCUGCAGCAGGUGGAGAAUUGGUUCAUGUGCCGCUACACCAAGCUCACCGACGCUGCGGAGCAGAACAAGGACGCCAUAAAGUCCGCCCGGGACGAAAUAGCCGACUACCGGCGCCAGCUGCAGUCCAAGACUGUGGAGCUGGAGUCCGUCCGGGGGAUGAGGGAGUCCCUGGAGCGGCAGCUGAAUGACAUCGAGGACCGCCACAACAGCGACCUGGCCAGCCUGCAGGAGACAAUCCACCAGCUGGAUAAUGAACUCAAGAGCACCAAGUGGGAGAUGGCUCGUCAUCUUCGUGAGUACCAGGACCUGCUGAAUGUCAAGAUGGCCUUGGACAUCGAAAUUGCUGCAUACAGGAAACUUCUAGAGGGUGAGGAGACCCACUUCAGUACUUUCCCUUAUCGCCAGGCUGUCACUUCAUCUAAAAGCUCCAAAUCUAAAUCUGAGCCCCCAAAGCUGAAAGUGCAGCACAAGUUUGUGGAGGAGAUCAUCGAGGAGACGAGGGUGGAGGAUGACAAGUCUGACCUCGAUGAGGCCCUAGCAGAGAUUGCUCAUGAGCUUUCUGCCACUCCAGGAGAAGGUGGACAGGAGGAAGAGGAGGGGGAGGAGGUGGAAGAGGAAAAUGGGGAGGGGGAGAUUGAAGAAGCAGAGGGAGAGGAGGGAGGUGAGGAAGAGGAAGUUGUAGCUGCCACCGAAGCUAAAGUUAGCGCUAGUGCACCUACUAAAGAUGAGGAGGAAGAUGAAAAGGAUGGUGAGGAAGGAGAAGAGGGAGAGGGAGAAGGUGAUAAGGAAGAAGAGAAGGAAGACGAAGGAGGAGAAGAAGGGGAGGGAGAAGAUGAAGGUGAAAAGGUGGAUGAGGCAGAUGCAAGUGAUGAAGAGGGAGAAGGAGGAGAGGAGGAGGAAGUUGAGGAGACAGUGUUGUCAUCCAAAGUUCCAGAGUCGAAAGCAUCUCCUGUGAAAGAGACGGGAGGACACAAGGAGGGCAGCACCGGAGAGGAGGAGGAAGAGGAGGCUGCUGCUGAACAAGAGGCUACUGCUGAAGAGGAGGGCGGCGAUCAGGAAGAGGAAAAAGGCAGUGAUGAAGCAGCUAAAGGUGGGGAUGAGACAGAGGAAAAGGAUGAUGCUGGAAAAGAAAAAGAGGCUGAUGAGGAGAAAGGAAAAGAUGAGAAAGCAGAAGACAAAUCAGAAAAAGUUGUAGCAAAGUCUGAAGCUCCUAAAACCGAAGCUGCAAAGCCUGAAGUGAGCAAAGAAGAGGCACCUAAAGCAGAAGAAUCUAAACCUGAAUCCCCCAUGUCUGAUUCACCUAAGCCUGGUUCUCCUAAAUCUGAAUCCCCAAAACCAAGUUCCCCCAAGUCUGAAUCCCCACAACCAAGUUCUCCCAAGUCUGAAUCCCCAAAACUGAGUUCCCCCAAGUCUGAAUCCCCAAAACUGAGUUCCCCCAAGUCUGAAUCCCCAAAACUGAGUUCCCCCAAGUCUGAAUCCCCAAAACUGAGUUCCCCCAAGUCUGAAUCCCCAAAACUGAGUUCCCCCAAGUCUGAAUCCCCAAAAGUGAUUUCCCCCAAGUCUGAAUCCCCAAAAGCGAUUUCCCCCAAGUCUGAAUCCCCAAAAGCGAUUUCCCCCAAGUCUGAAUCCCCAAAAGUGAUUUCCCCCAAGUCUGAAUCCCCAAAAGUGAUUUCCCCCAAGUCUGAAUCCCCAAAAGCGAUUUCCCCCAAGUCUGAAUCCCCAAAAGCGAUUUCCCCCAAGUCUGAAUCCCCAAAACUGAGUUCCCCCAAGUCUGAAUCCCCAAAAGUGAUUUCCCCCAAGUCUGAAUCCCCAAAAGCGAUUUCCCCCAAGUCUGAAUCCCCAAAAGUGAUUUCCCCCAAGUCUGAAUCCCCAAAAGCGAUUUCCCCCAAGUCUGAAUCCCCAAAAGCGAUUUCCCCCAAGUCUGAAUCUCCAAAGUCAGAUUCUUCUAAACCAGACACCCCUAAAGCUGAAUCUCCUAAAGAAGGCUCACCCAAGCCUGAAUCCCCUAAGCCUAGCUCCCCUAAAACUGAGUCCCCCAAUACCCAAACCAUCAAACCUGAGGAUCCAAAGGAAGACAAAUCAGAGAAGAAAAGUGACCCAACAGAGGUAAAGAAGGUAGAAAAGAAAGAUGUUGCCAUGAACGGUGAUGUAGACAAGAGCAGCCCAGAGGAGGAGAAGAAAGACGACAUGAUCGCCAACGGCGUAGACGAGAGCCCUAUGAAGGAGGAUAGUAGCCAGAAAGUAGUCAUCACCAAGACUGUGGAGACAAUCACCACAGGAGAAGACGGGUCCCAGCACGUCACCAAGUCCAUCACAGUGACAGAAACUGUUAAGGAGUCUGAGGAGGUGCUGCAGGAGAAGCUGGUCUCCACAAAGAAGAUGGAGAAGCACUCAACUCAGUCCAUCAAGCAGGUGACAGAGGCCGACUGAGCAGGAACCAAACAGCAGGAAAAGGUGGAAGAAGCAGUAGAGCAACAGGGAGGUGGUGGGGGACAGGAGGAGGAAAACACAAGCAAUCACCAAACAUAAAGAAAACCAUACAGCUAGAGCGAUGUAACAAUGACAACCACUCUGAAAACAAAUCCUAGAGAGAAGCCAAAAUCUAAAGUUCAAACAUGCAUGUUGAGUGAAAGCUUUAAACGGGCUUUGCUACUGAAGAGGCGAGGAGCAAGCGACCGAGACAUUUUAACCUUUCUUUCUAUCUGCUUUUUCAAGGUGAGCUCAGGGGUUCCACGAAGGGAGGGGUAGACGGGGUCUCUGCAUGCUAGCUCUGGGAGGUGGAGUGGAGUAGUUUCCCCUCUUCUCUGUAUGUUUGGUAGGAAAACGCACCAUUACGAGGGUGACGACAUAAAAGCUACACAUGUUAUACGAGUGGGGGGAGAAUGAAUUUUAGGGGCCUUGGUUUGAUUUUUGAGUUUAAACCGCAGCAGGUGGGGUGGAGAAGGCCAGGCGGAGGGUCCCCGGCGCAGACAUGCACUCUACUGACAAAGCCUUACUUGACACGUGAUGUUGCCAUCUGAGCCAAAACAGAAGCAAACAAUAAAUACAAAAAAUGGGGUGGAGACGAAGAGGAGCAGCGACACGAUGAAAACAUCAACCACAAACAUCCAGUAACUGAAGCAGUUACAGCUUAAUGACCCUGAUGAAACUCCCAGCCUUAAACAUGCUUUUUAUCUGUGUCUGUUAUGUUUACCGAGUGCAACAGAACAAAUAUACCUGUACAUGCAUAGGAACAUGCAUUCAUGUACGCAUAGAAUGGACUUGAAUUUAAUUACAGAAAUAAAUGAGGUGCUACUGUUUGCAGUCCCAUGACUUUACUCAUCAUCAACUAUUUCCCAGCAGCCUUUGCUCAAUAAAUGUCAUAAUAAUGUAAAGAU
Messenger RNA from Nothobranchius furzeri (turquoise killifish), 4364 nucleotides. RefSeq names its product neurofilament medium chain a (gene nefma). Gene Ontology annotation, molecular function: structural constituent of cytoskeleton. The record is from RefSeq and is a predicted model, not a curated record. Lineage: Eukaryota; Metazoa; Chordata; Actinopteri; Cyprinodontiformes; Nothobranchiidae. Gene Ontology annotation, cellular component: postsynaptic intermediate filament cytoskeleton; intermediate filament; cytoplasm. Gene Ontology annotation, biological process: neurofilament bundle assembly.